AGCCGGCCGUCUAGUCGCAGUUAUCUCUAUGUGAUGAAAAGGGGUUAUCUCUCAUGGGUCACUUAGAUCUGAUAUACAAACCGGGAUUUAAGGAGUUCGAGCCCGCUCACGGCCUCAGUGACCGUUGUGCCAGUUACCUGACAGUGUCCGCUAAUUUAUUUGUUUUCAUACGGUUUGUUUACUAUAUGAAAGCCCUUGAGAUGAUUUUUAUCAUGGAUUGUUAUACCAAGUUGGCGAUAGUCGGCGGACUCAUAUUAUCAACCGUCUCCCUCCUAUGGCCGACCAUUUUGUCCACUCUUAUGUACAAGGAGUUGAAGUUGUCGCCCGGUUCGAAAAGUUUCCAGCACUGGGAGGAAACCCCGGUCCCGAUGUACAUAGACAUUUAUUUUCACAACUGGACCAACCCGGAAAAGAUCCUGACGGAAAAGCCGAUGUUCAUGGAAAUGGGGCCGUACAGAUUUUAUGAAAAAAGGACGAAAGUGAACCUGACGUGGAAUGAAAACGGCACCGUGAGCUAUCGGCAAACCCGCCACUGGUUUUUCGACGCCGAACAUUCCAACGGAUCCCUCCAGGACAACGUCACAACAGUCAACAUGAUACCAGUCGUGAUGGCUCACAAGGUCCGUUUCUCCAGCAUCCGAGAACAGAAAGCCCUGUCCUGGGGCUUCACCCACCUCAGCUACGAGGUGGACAUCGUGAAGACGGUAGAGGAGCUACUUUUCAAAGGAUACAGCGAUAGCUUUCUCACAAUACUCAAAUUCCUGCCCAAGUACUCGAGGGAGGUGACAGACAAAUUCGGCUGGUUUUAUCAGAGAAACGGCUCUUCGACUGCCGAUGGCCUCUUUAACAUGGACACCGGUUCGACAAACCUCGACCAAGUUGGAAAGAUCCGUUCGUGGAAUUACAAAAACCACACGGGCUACUUCCAGGGGAAGUGCGGCGAGGUGUCCGGCGGCUCUGGAGAGGUCUUCCCACCCAGGCUGUCACCCAAAGACCGAGUCAGCCUGUUCAGCGCCGAUCUUUGCAGGACUAUUAAUUUGGAUUACGAGGAAGAUCAAGAACUGGACGGGAUCAAAGGGCUCAAGUUUUCCGGAGGUACUGACCUCGUCGACUCAGGCAUCGUAGACCCGGAGACGUCCUGCUACCAGAACGGGGAUCCAACGCCCCUGGGAGUCCUCAACCUUACGGAAUGUCGGCUAGGUGCUCCGAUUUUCAUAUCAUAUCCGCAUUUUUAUCAUGCGGACCCUAAAGUGCAGAACCACGUCGGAGGGAUGAAGCCGAACAAGGAUCUCCACAGUUUCGACAUAACCGUUGAACCGACUCUGGGAGUCCCGAUCGACAUCAAGGCGAGAUUUCAGGUCAACAUCCUUCUACCGCAGCUGGAAUCAUUUCUAUUGUUCAGAGACAUUCCGGAAAAAUACUACAUGCCCAUUUUGUGGUUUGACCAGAGAGCGAGCCUUUCAGCACCGCUUAGCAACGAGGUGAAGCUCAUGGUGGAGCUUUACCACGUAAGCAAUUCCAUCGCUUUGGGCCUUUUCGUCAUCGGUCUCGUCCUGGCGGCAGGGGGUGUCACCUGGGCGUGCAGAUCCCUUAACAAGGCCCCGUCCAACAAAUUCCUGCGUUACACCGCGGCUUACUCACUGACGACGACGAACCCGAAAAACGAUCUGAUUGUAGUCACAACGGUGAAACCGUAAAUAGACUUUUUUCAAAGACCGAUCUCACCUACCAAAACCGACUACUUUCUAUUGUAUUAUAAUUUUGUAUAAAUAUUUUUGUAAUUAUAUUAGUAUUGAUAAAGUUUUAAAUUAG
Messenger RNA from Cimex lectularius (bed bug), 1812 nucleotides. RefSeq names its product protein croquemort-like. The transcript has 8 exons. Gene Ontology annotation, cellular component: cytoplasm; membrane. Lineage: Eukaryota; Metazoa; Arthropoda; Insecta; Hemiptera; Cimicidae. The record is from RefSeq and is a predicted model, not a curated record. Gene Ontology annotation, molecular function: scavenger receptor activity. The coding region runs from base 54 to 1697 and encodes 547 amino acids.